Anneissia japonica is the source of this 2438-nucleotide messenger RNA. RefSeq names its product dexamethasone-induced Ras-related protein 1-like. The coding region runs from base 260 to 1108 and encodes 282 amino acids. Gene Ontology annotation, molecular function: GTPase activity; GTP binding. The record is from RefSeq and is a predicted model, not a curated record. The transcript has 2 exons. NCBI's taxonomy places the organism in Eukaryota, Metazoa, Echinodermata, Crinoidea, Comatulida, Comatulidae.
UUAAAGCUGAUUCGUCCGGCAGUGCGUCUAUAAAAAUGGUUUGAUGAUAAGCAGCUACAGAUCUGAGUAACUAUUGCGCAGACUAUCUUCUUAACAUCGGCCGCCGUUCAACUGUGCAAAUUAUUUGCUUAAAAUCAACUGCUGAUUUUUCGCCAUGAAUGAUUUGAUCUCCGGAUAAGCGUUAGACGCAUUUAUAAUCUUGUGAUAUUGUUCUCUCAACGCAUUUGUUUAUUGUGUUUUCAGCAGCCUGCGUUGCAAGAUGAGCUCACCGUCGUCGCCAGACGACUCUCCCUCACGGGACAGCGAUAUCGAGGUCCCACCAGACAACUGUUUCCGACUCGUUGUUCUCGGAUCGCCGAAAGUCGGCAAAACAGCAAUAGUCAGUCGAUUUCUGACCGGACAUUUUGACGAUCAGUACACACCUACUAUUGAAGAUUUUCAUCGGAAAAUCUAUAAGAUCAAAGGACAGGUGUAUCGACUCGACAUCAUAGACACAUCUGGCAAUAACCCAUUCCCCGCAAUGUGCAAGUUGUCUAUCCUUACAGGGGAUAUCUUUAUCAUUGUGUAUAGUAUCGAUAAUAAAAAUACGUUCCAAGAAGCGAUACGUCUAAAAGACCAAAUCAUCGAAACCAAAGUAUUUAAUGGUGGUGCCAAGAGUGUUCCAAUGGUAGUGGCAGCGAAUAAGUGUGAUAAAGAUAGCGGUAGGGUUGUUAGUUCAGAGGAGGCUGCAAAAUGCUUUGAGGCAAACAACAAACGAUGUUCUUUUGUUGAAACAUCAGCAAAAAAGUCGGUAAACAUUGACACGUUAUUUAGAUUACUAUUUGAAAAUGCCAAACUGCCAAGCGAAAUGAGCCCAUCUUUGCAUCGGAAGAUGAGCGCCAGCAAUACACCCACUCUCAAGCCUAAGGAUAAUCACCGACUAACUUUUCGGAGAAGGCUAAGCGAGGCCUGUGGAAUUGUUUCACCCAAUGCUCGGCGACCGAGUGUGCGCAGCGACCUUUUACAGAUGCGUCUUAAGUUAAGCCAAAGAAGUCUUGUCAAUGACGAUGGUGAAUCUUCGAUUUCAACAGGACGAAAAAUCAAAAGAGUUGUUUGUUGCAUCCAGUAAACUCAAAACAUUCCCUGUGGAAAUGUUACAUUAAAAGGAAGUUGGUAUCUAAUCGUUUCACGCUGCUCAUAACAUGUACAUAAGUAAAUUCAGUAUUUGAAAACUUGUAAUAAAAACAAACAGUAGACCGAAUACGCUAUUAUAUGUGUGAAAUAACCGUGAAUCGAUAAAUCGGAAACAAUUUACAAAACCCUUCGAAAAUAAAGUUGAAGUAUUACCUAAAUUGGUUUGGUUAACGACUCGUUUUCGAGUUCAAGAUAAGAAGCAAUCUGCCAAGUUGUAGCUAUAGAUUGAGCUACUUUCACACGCACGGAGUUCAUCUAUCUGUACUUUCAUCGGCCUAAUUCCCAUUUAUACGUUUAAAUAGUAUUUACAAAAGACUGAUACCACUGAAUAGUGUGGGUUAAAAUUACAUUAAAUGGAAAACGGAAAGAAAUAUUAUUGCUUAUGAAAAGAAAACAAAUUUAUUUUUAAUUUAAUUUUUGCGAGAUGAUAAAGAUUGUGAAAGAACGCAUACAGUGAUUUUCAAAGUUUAUGGAAUACAAGCACAACAUUGUUGAUGAAACUGUCUGGAGUAUAGUAAACCAAAAGUAUGGUGAAACAAGGCCUGAAAAAACCCUUUCAAACACGGAGGCAAUGGAAGAAACAUAAUGACAAUGCUGCAUGGAAUCCAGAGGUGAACUCUGGGAGGCAAAAACUCUGUCACAAAGUUUGAAUUUACCUGCCAAGGUUUUUGAUGUUGUAAACCUACUGAGCAGUUUACUAAUUUUGCAUCUGAAUUGAAAAAAUGUACGGAACGCCGGCAUGACAUUGCUCUAUAAUUGUUUUUUAUAGAGUUCUUGUUAAUGUCAAUUAAGCUUUACUUAUGGCCUCUCAUAAUGUUUAUGCUGGAUGGGAUGACUUUUAAUUGUCUGUUGCUCAUUUUUUCUUCAAGUGGAUUGUUAAUUUAUUUUCAUUGCACUUUCUGUAGUUCCCGUUAAUAACUUUUAGCCGGUUUUCAUAUCUUUAAAUAUGUUUAAUAUGUUUAAUGUUAGCUCGGGAGGCACCCAUAUAAUGUGUUGAGCUGGCAGCUCAUGCCUUUUUAGUAACUAACCGCUUUUAUUGUUAUUGUAUAUUUUUAUAACUGUGUUAUAUAAAUUAAUAAUUUUCAAAAUAUCAAAUCAAAUUUGACAUAGUCACGUUAGUAAAUUUCAAAUCAAAUCAAGUCAAAUUCGACAUAAUCGUAUUCAUGAAUUCACCGCGUAUAGCCAGCAUCUACUAAGCGCGGGAAAAGGAGGUGGGGGGGGGGUCUUGCCAUGGGUCCAGAGGCCUCGAAGCUUGGGUGUUUAAA